AUGAGCAGGGUCAUAUCUCUUCCUCCGCUAAAAAAGCAGCAAAAGCAAGAACGAUUUGGCUGCCUAUAUUCGCCUAUAAGUCUAGAUGAAAAAAUUCCUCCCCACAAAUUCAGACAUUUAGUAGGAUCUUCUCUUGAUUUUCAAAAGAAAUCAGAAUCCAAGCAUGAAAGUAUUUUUUCAAGGUUUUGAGAAGAAAAUUCUAUUAAAAUUAUGAAUGCUCAGCCGCCUUCUCCAUCGGCUCAAUCAAAGUCUUCUUUUGGGUAUAAUAUCUCAAGGCUUUUUACUCAUGGAAAUUCACCAAAUCACUUAAAAUCUAAUUCUGAGCAUCAAAGGGCUGAAAAAUCGUAUAUAAAACCUGAACGCAUUUUUCAAGGAAAAAAUAAAAAAGGAAAAAGAAUAAAGCAAUUAUCUGCUUUGUCUUGCAUAAAUGACUCAGUUGAGGCUUCCCCUCAAAAUGAGGAUUAUACAAGAGGCCUAGUCCCAAUAAAAGAAAUUAGCUUUCAGGAUAAAAAUCGAGAUCUGUCCUUGGAAAUAAUGCCUAACUCCUCCUUCUGUGAAUAUUAAAGUCAUUAGGUAUUUGUAUGAAAUUAACCUUCUACAUGAGCAACGUUUUUAAUUUAAUUUGUUUUAAAAAAAAAUUAUUUAUAAAUAAUUUUAUAUGAGGCAUCUCUCUAAUUAAAAUCUAAAUUUUAAUCAAAUUUAGUUUCAAACAUUACAAAACUGAGACUUUUGAAUUGCAAAAAUAAACCUCUUCUUGAGUGGCUUGUGGAGGAGAAUAAGAAUUUAAGCCCUGCCCACAAAAAAGUAUUAACAAGAUUUUCUCAAAAAUUAGCAAAACCUAUAAAUAUCAUCAAAAUUCAAGUUACAGAUCAAGGUUUACAAACAGACGAAAUAAUUACACCAUUCUCCAAAACUCCAGAAUCCGAGCAUUCUAGCUGCUAUAAUGCUUUUGAUAUUGAUACUUGGGAAUUUAAAAAUAAUUAA
Blepharisma stoltei is the source of this 984-nucleotide messenger RNA. Lineage: Eukaryota; Ciliophora; Heterotrichea; Heterotrichida; Blepharismidae. The record is from the annotation of a GenBank genome assembly.